UCGUCAUAGGGACGACCGUCACGAUGAACGACAUGAUCGUAGUCCAAGUCAGUCAAGAUCAAGAUCGUCUAAUAGGUCUCGAUCCCCCAGAGAAAGAAGCACUUCUGAUAGACAUUAUAGUAGGGAAGCAGAUGAUAUAAAUCCUGGAAAUAAUUUGUUCGUUACAGGGUUAUCCACUAGAACAGGAGAUCGAGAAUUAGAAGAGCUAUUUGCAAAAUAUGGCAAGGUUGUAAAAGCCCAAAUUAUGUAUGAUCCUCACACUCGAGAGUCUCGUGGUUUUGGAUUUGUAACGAUGGAAACCACCGAAGAAGCUGAUGCAGCAAGGCAAGGUAUCCAUGGUUCAGAUAUUAAUGGCCGCUCUAUAACUGUAGAAAAGGCCCGUCGCUCUAGAGCCAGAACCCCAACUCCUGGUCGUUAUUACGGACCACCCAAACGUCGUGAACCUCGUCGAGUUGACAGAUUUGAUCCUAGAUAUGAGUAUAGUAGACCCUAUGAUCGCUACGAUAGACCACCAAGAGGUUAUGGGCGUGAACCAUAUUAUGAUCGUGCAUAUGAUAGACCAUAUUACGAUAGGGGAUAUGAAAGGGGUUACGACCGCGCAUACGACAGAGCAUAUGAUCGAACUUACGAUAGAGAUCGUCGACCACCUCCACCGACCCGUUAUGAACCCUACCCGCGGCCUCGUUCACCUUACUAA
Racocetra persica is the source of this 697-nucleotide messenger RNA. The record is from the annotation of a GenBank genome assembly. Lineage: Eukaryota; Fungi; Glomeromycota; Glomeromycetes; Diversisporales; Gigasporaceae.